Molecule: messenger RNA, 3782 nt
Organism: Magnolia sinica
Lineage: Eukaryota; Viridiplantae; Streptophyta; Magnoliopsida; Magnoliales; Magnoliaceae
Product: putative disease resistance protein RGA3
Exons: 2
Coding region: 118-3555 (1145 amino acids)
Biological process (GO): defense response to other organism
Molecular function (GO): ADP binding
Source: RefSeq, a predicted model, not a curated record
UUGGGGGUUUCAAAGCUCUCUCUCUCUCUCUCUCUGCUUUAUUGGGGGUUUCAAAGCUCUCUCUCUCUCUCUCUCUCUCUCUCUCUCUCUCUCUCUCUCUCUCUCUCUCCUGGAACAAUGGCAGAAGCGCUUGUUUCAAUGGUUAUGAAGAAACUUGGAGAUGCGCUUGCUUCAAAGGUUAUGAAUAAACUUGGAGAAGAGGCCUAUUUGGUUGGUGAUGCCCAAGCAGAACUUGUAAAGCUAUCUUCUACGUUCGAAUCCAUUCAAGCACUUCUUUAUCAUUCUGAGAUUAUGCAAUUGAACGACCAAAGCAUCCAAGUUUGGUUAAAAAAUCUCAAAGGUGUGGCUUACGAUGUGGAUGACAUUCUAGAUGAGAUGAUUCCAUGGCCAGAACCUGAAUCAGGGACCCACAACGGCGACCAUCGACACAUGGGAAACCAGGCAUGUGCAUGCUUAUUUUCACUUUUUUCGUGUUUUGGUUUAGAAGAUUGGAUAAGGUUGGCUCAUGAUUCAUGGACCUACGGCGACGAAACUGAUAUUGGCAACAUCAGAGAUAAGGUGCAGACAUUUCUCAAUAAAGUCGCGUCACAACGCGAUGUUGUGCAUCGGAUAAAAGAAGGAAGGGCGGAACUGGAUCAGAUUGCAGAUGACAAAAAUAAGUUCAAUUUUAUGGAGAAUCACAGUUUCCGUGGAGGUAAUGAGCUUGACAAGGUCGAGUCUCAAAUGAGUUCGCUCGUAGACGAAUCGAAGAUGCUCGGGAUAGACGGAGACAAAGAUUGGGUAAUAAGCAAGUUGGUCAGCGGGAGCAGUUGUGAGGAGGGACGGAUUCAUGUCAUUUCGAUCGUAGGCGUUGGCGGACUGGGCAAGAUGACUCUUGCUCGAUUGAUCUUCAAGGAUGAAAGCGUAAGGAGCCAUUUCAAUGUGUCUCUAUGGGUUUGUGUGUCUGAUGAUUUUGAUGUGAAAAGGCUGACCAGAAUAAUUAUAGAGGAUGCGGGGGAGAAAACUGAGUUUUCUGAGCUAAACUCAUUGCAAAAGCACCUUCUCAAGACAUUACAAGGAAAAUGGUUCUUGCUUGUCCUUGAUGAUGUGUGGAACGAUAAUAGUGAAAGGUGGGAGGAACUAUGGCUUUCCUUCCAAAGCUGUGCUCAUGGAAGUAAGAUUUUGGCCACCACUCGCAGCGAGAAGGUUGCACAUGCAAUGGAUGCUGCUUACGUGCAUAAAUUGGAAGGAUUAUCCGAAGAUGAUUGUUGGUCACUGUUCAGGAGCAAAGCGUUCGCCAGGAGGAAAAUGGAAGAUUGUUGGGAGUUGGAAAAGAUGGAUGAGAUAGGAAAGAAAAUCGUGACGAAGUGUAAAGGAGUUCCUCUUUCAGCAAAGGUAAUCGGAAGUGCAAUGCGUUCCAAGACAAUGGCACAAGAUUGGCAGGACAUUUUGGAAAGUGAAACAUGGGAAAUUCCGAACAUCGCGAAAGGUAUCUUACCGGCUUUGUUGCUGAGCUAUUAUAAUCUGCCUAUGCAUUUGAAGCAAUGUUUUGCAUAUUGCUCGGUAUUUCCGAAAGAUCAUGUGCUGGAGAAGGAUAAAUUGGUCAAGUUGUGGUUAGCUCAGGGUUUCAUCAUGCUUGAGGGAAAAAGAGAGAUGGAAGCAAUUGGUGGAGAGUACUUUGAUGAUCUACUGGCGCAGUCUUUGUUUCAAGAUGUGGGGCUUGAAAAAGAAGUCAGAUGUAAAAUGCAUGAUCUCCUUCAUGAUCUCACCCAAUUCAUUACAAAGAAUGAAUAUUGCAUCUUUGAGAAUGGAAAGUCGGACUCCAGCUCUGUUACGGCUCGUCAUUCAUCUUUUAUUGUCAACUGGGAAAUGUCACAAAUUCCUGCUCCUCUAUGUGAUGCAAAAAAAUUGCGAACACUCCUCCAAAUCGGACAUUCAGUAAUUGAUACCAUCCCUGAUAAUUUAUUCCAAUGCGCUAGGUCCCUUAGGGCAUUGGGUUUCGGUGGUACUCCCAUGAGUAUUAAAGAAUUGCCAAGCUCAAUUGGGUUGCUGAAGCAUUUACGAUAUCUUGACUUGUCUUUUACGAAGAUAGCUGAGUUGCCGGAAUCAGUGACUCAACUCCUCAAUUUGCAGACCUUGAAGUUGAAUUAUUGCCUGAAGCUCGCUAGAUUACCAAGAGGGAUGGGCAAACUGGUUAGCUUGAGACAUCUUGAAAUUAUCGAGGCACAUAAACUUUUCUUCUUACCUGAAGGGUUGGGGGGAAUAAGUUCCCUUCGGACGUUGUGUAGGUUCAUGGUGGGAAGCAAUGGAGGAUGUAAGAUUGGAGAGCUUAAACGACUUAACUCUCUCCAAGGAAAGCUAGUAAUAGAAAACUUGAGGACAGUGGGUAGUGGGGAUGAGGAUAAGGAAGCGGAACUAUACAAUAAGUUACACCUUCGUGUAUUGUUUCUUCAAAUGUCAGGAGAUUAUGUUUUUGAAAUGUACAAAAGUGAUGAAGUGUUACCAGAUGAUGAUCUUGAAAUGCCCAGAGGUGAUGAUCCUGAAGUGUCAGGAGACAAUGAGGUGUCAUGGGAUGGUGAUCUUAAAAUAUCAGUAGAUGAUGAGGAUAGGAUGGACGAUGUACUUGAAGCCCUCCGGCCACCCCAUAUAAACCUAGAAAAGCUAGUAAUUGAGAGAUGCAUUGGUUCAAAAUUCCCAACUUGGAUGGAAGAUUUGCCUUUCUCAAAUUUAGUCGACUUGAGAUUAAUCGAUUGCUAUAAGUGUAUGCAGUUGCCUGGUCUCAGGAGACUACCUUCUCUCAAAUGCCUUCACAUAGAGGGAGGUCUUAUAAAACGUGUGGGCCAUGAGUUUUACAGGAAUAGCUGUGGUGGGGUCAUAAAUGGAGUGACAUUCCCGAAGCUGGAAGAGCUCAAGUUCAGUGACAUGUAUGAAUUUGAGGAGUGGGAGUUGAGAUUAGAAGAUGGAGAAAUAAUGCCGUCUCUUCAGACAUUUCGAGUUGAUGACUGCCCGAAAUUGAAGGCAUUGCCGCAACACCUUCCAGAAACUCUAACGUCCCUCAAGAUCCAGGAGUGUUCUGAAAUUAGUGGGAUGAAUUGCUUCCUACCACUUCUCGAAGAUUUUGAAGUGUUUAUUAGCAGCAGGAUUUUGUCAAUGCCAUUACAAAGCCUCCAAAGCCUCAAGACGUUUCAGAUCAGUUAUUUAGAGAACAUGACGUUGCUCCCCGACGGAUGGGAACAGUUCAAGUCACUAGAGAGUCUUACUAUCAGCAAUUGCUCUAAAUUGAGGUCUCUUCCUGAUGAUUUGGGACAACUCAAGUCGCUUAGGAGCCUCGAGAUCAAGAACUGUCCUGAGUUGUGGUCAUUGCCUCAAGGGUUGCAAGGGCUUAUUUCUCUUGGAAUCUUCCACAGCAGCGGGAUUUUGUCAAGGCCGUUACUGAAACUCCCAAGCCUCAAGACAUUUCGUAUCAGGAGUUUCAAUAACAUGACAUCACUUCCCGACAGAUGGGAACAGUUGGUGUCACUAGAGAGUAUUCCUCUCUUCAAUUGCUCUAACUCAUGUCACUUAGGAGUCUGGUGAUCUUCAACUGCCCUGAGUUGUGGUCAUUGCCUCAAGAGUUGCAAGGCCUUACCUGUCUCAAAAUCAACUACAGUCCGAUGCUGGUGGAGAGAUGCAGAGGGGAGGAUUGGAGCAACAUAUCACACAUCCCAAACAUCAAUGAUUGAUUUGGAAAGAAUCAAAUGAGGCGCUGAAGAUGAGAAGAUCCAUCAGGUAGACAAGGUUCAAAGAAUAUCGCGGUCAACCAG